This is a messenger RNA of Camelina sativa (false flax), 657 nucleotides long. NCBI's taxonomy places the organism in Eukaryota, Viridiplantae, Streptophyta, Magnoliopsida, Brassicales, Brassicaceae. The record is from RefSeq and is a predicted model, not a curated record.
AAAUGGCAGUUUUGUGAAUAAAAAGAAAAACAAGGGCAAAAAAAAACGAAAGCAAGAAUAACGAGAUAAUCCCCAAGAAGGAAGACUCAGUCUCGAGCAGAGAGGCAGAGGGGAUCGAUAGAGAGAGAGAUGGAGGAGUGUAUGAGGAAACUGGCCUUGUGGCACACGAGAACCUUCAAGCCGGUUAUGACCCACGACGAGCUCGAACCGAUCAUGUCCACCAUGGGCUUCAUCCCCCAGGACCACCAGGAGGACUCUUUAGGUUUCAAAGAGUACGUUUUCCUCUCUUCUCCCACCACCAACCACCCCAGGCCCAGGCUCCCCUAUCCCCACAUCGACGGCCUUCAUAUCACCACCUACCAGGCCUUUAUCGACGCAUUGGCCUUCUUUCUUGAUGUCUCCGAUCUCUUCCAUGUCAGGGGAAUGCCGCUCCAACGUGUCAAAGAUAAAAACAGAAAAUGGUGUCGCAUGGAAGAUGAUGAUACUGCUGUGUUUGUGUACAGAGAUGGAACCUUGGACAAGUCGAGCCACAAUUUGAGCAGACAAGAGUCGUCAUCAUACACACAUGUUCUCAUCCACCAUAAACCCCUACCUCAUUGCACUCUUCUUCCCCUUAAAGACAUCACUGUUUGGGUUUGAUUUUUGGGUAGCCUCUUC